AUGCUUAAAAAUCAGUUGGCUCUUACAGAAGGUCUUAGAGCCAACCAGCGAUCUAAUACUCACGGUUUUAGUCAGUUAGAACGUUUCGCUGAUAUGAGAGAGUUACCAGGAGCAGAAGCUACUGAAGACGAAGACGAUUAUAAAACAGCAGCUAGCUCUAGUGAAACAGAGCCAGACACACCAGAAGAAAAAAAAAAUUUUUAACUUAGCUAGCAGGUUUAAGGACGAACAAAUAGAAUAUUUAAAAAAAGGUGGUUACGAUGAUCCUAAUAAUUUAUUAACAAAAGAUUAUGAUUAUUUAGAAUCCUAUUUUAAAGAUGUAAAUAGUGAUGUUAAAACUUUAAAUGGAAGAAUAGUUGGCAAGGAAAAAAAGAAAAUAAAACUCAACAAGAUAAAGAUAUUAUUGAUAAAGCAAAAAUGGAACGAGAUUUAUUAGUUAUUUAUAAGGAUACUAUAGGUGAUAUUAUGAAAGCAAAAGGAAAGUACAAAACUGGAAAAGGAAUUAACCCUAAUCAACUUAUUGAUAGGGUUAAACUUCUCGGGGGUAGUAUUAUGGCUGGAAACAACGGCGUCGUGCCAGAGUUUACUCAGAUAGAACGUUAUUUAAACUCAAUGAAGGUCUUACCCACAGAAGAACUAAAUAAAAUGAUGAAAACAAUGAAAAUAUAUCUAGGCAUGAAAUAAAAUGGAUAUAGACAAAGCCAAAAAACUUUCACGAGAUAAAAUUGAGGCAGACCUACUUACUGGUUUAGUUAAACGUAGUAUAAAACGAAAGGAACGUGAGCGCCAGCAAGCGCGCGAGGAUUUUAAAGAAGUAUUUGAAGUACUUUUGGUGUCUCAGGAUAAAUCCACUAAAACACAGGAUCUAAUGUUAGAAGAACUUCGAAAUUUAAAUGGAAACAUUGAUGAUGAACCUAUAGGUCGAGAUCGUCGUCGUCAGCGCCGUCGUCGGGAACCCGAUGACAUUAGUGAUGAAUCUACUGAUGAGGAGUCUGAUGUGGAUUAUCCUCGUCCCCAUACACGCUGGCCAGUUUAUUAUACAGUGGUACAGUCGGCUUAACUCGUCGAGGUGUUGUGGGCACUGCCGAUUUGGCUCGCAGAGGAUUGCAAGAAUUGUAUUAUCGUUGGAAUCCACAUGAGGAACCCGGGCGGAACCCCAGGUACCUGCAGAAAUACAGGAGGAACAGAAUAGAAUACGCCAGGAGGAAGACAUCCUCCAACGUCGUCGACAAAUACAGAAUUCUUAACAGGAACUACUAAAAAAACAAGAGGAUGCACUAAAUCAGGAACAAGAAAUACAGCAACAAAGACAAAAACAAAAAGAAAUCCAACAAGAACUAGAACCUAAAGCUAAGGAGCAGAAAGAAGAGGUACAAAGGCAAACUCAACAGGUUGAGCAACAGGCUCAACAGGCACAACAAGUGGGACAAGAACAGACACAAGGUCAAGAUCAACAAGUUAAGAGUCUAGAGGAACAAAAGAAAACUAAGCUAAGUGAACUAAGCGAUCGUUUAGAAAAGCAAGCCGAGCAACGUCGUCAAAUACAAGAACAGCAAAAAGAAAUGCAAGAACUACAGACAAGCAGUCUCAGGAGUCGCAACGAUUGAGUAAGGAAGCAGAAGAAUCACAACAUCGUCAGUCGCAAGAAAUACAACAGUUACUGUCAGCACAACCACUGCUAACUUCAUCAUCUGCUCAACCACAGUUACUGUCUGCUCAACCAUCAUUUAUGUCAGCAUUACCACUGUUAACUUCAGUGUCUGCUCAACCACCGUUAGCGUCUUCUCAACCACAGUUAGCGUCUGCACAACCACAGUUACUUGCAUCACAAGUCCUCCCACCUUUAAGCCAACAGCUAUCCCAAAUGAGAAGCCAAACUUAGAGUAUGCAGAGUCAAUUAGCACAAGCAAAGGAGAUACAAUCACAACAGCUUCAGUUAAAUAAGGAAAUACAAAAAGAACUAGAAUAUCAGAAGAGUGUACAACAACAAUUACAAAGAACAUCGCAAGCACUGCAAGCACUUCAGAGCGGGGAUACCACCACGUCGCAGACAAGCGAGUCAGCUGCGGAGGAUGUAACAGAAGCCAUAUCCAAUAUAUCAUCAGCAGCUUUAACAGCAAUGGGAAAAGUAGCAUCUAAUGGGGUAUCGGCAUUGGGCAAUACUGCUUCGACCUUACUCGUUCAACCUUUGAAAUCCAUAGGAAAAAUGGCUAAGAGCGCUGCUGAAGGUUCUCUUCAGUCAUCCGAUGUAUUUCCAUCUGUUACUGCGUCUCAGGUGCUUCCAAGUGGAUCCCCGAGUAUUGCAUCUCGAUUGUCAGCUCGCCCAGACCUGUAUCGAAAUUCAAACACGAUACCACCACCAGAUUGGCAAUCACCAAAUGUCACUGGAGUCUGACCAUCGUGGCAUCCCUCAUCUGAUCCGAGUCUUGCUGGGUUUAGUCCUUCUCCUUCUCCACAGGCUUCGUCGCAAGCGUCGUCGCAGCAAUUGAUUUUAGCGCCACCUUAUAAUCCAUCAGAUAUAUCACAAGGUUUAAAAACACCAUCAAGUAAGAUGUCUAGACUAACGAAAGAUUAUUCCUCACCAAGUGUUUUACCAAGAAUUGAAGAAUUUACCACACCAAAUCAACCAGGUGUUCUUCCUGAUCUUACAUCUGUAGUCGAACGACAGAUGAAAAAAGAAAGGAAGUCGCAGCUGUCCUCCAGGUCGUCGUCUGGUUAUAUAUCAACGCCCGAAACGUAUAGUAAUGUUUCUUCGUAUUUACAAACUCCAUCAGGAUACAAUGCUGGAUAUUCUACAGCGCCAGAGACAGCACCAGAGACUUCCCCAGAGCCGAUACCACCAGACGAGCAACAAGCAGACCCACAGGGUCUGAGAACUUCUUAUUAUGGAGAACCGAAUUGUGGUACAGGAACCAAUACCACCAAUAGAACAAUUACCAUCAAUGGGUCUUUUAGAGUUAGCUGAUCUGGAUAAAGGAUUAACUAAAAGUCUACGAAGCAUACAAGCAAUGAUAAAUGGAAAGAAUAGAAAACGUAAUAAAACACGAGGAUUAUAAUUUAAUACAAGAAUACGAGAGAUACAAGCAGGAAUUAUAUAAUUACGUCCCAUAUUUCAAACAACAUUAUAGCAUGAGAAAACAACAAGGACAAGGUCAACAAGGCUAAGGCGUUUUCUUUUACAACACACCCCAAGAACUUCUAAAAAGACUAGAAUUACUAGAUGGCUCAUUGAGAGCAGGAAAUAACGGAGUAUUACCCGAAUACAUACAGAUAUUACACCGACUUAAGGAUAUAGGCGUUUUGACUAAUUCCCAUCUUAAUAAACUGUUAAAAAAGUAUAUAGACAUAAUAUAAAUGAAUGAAAGUGCUAUUCAUAUUUCCUCUAUUAAACAAGAACGCAUAGGAACAAACAAACCUCAUGAUUUUAUAGUUAAAUUCAAUCCUCCUCUAAAACUUGACCCAGGAUUUAGGCAUUUUCUCGCCAUUGAUCGACUGUCAAUGACUUACUCUUGGUACAACAUCAGAAGUGAUUACAACAACAAUACAAUCAAAUACACUCAUGACGGAACGACUUGGCAAACAAUUACUUUUACAGAUGGAAUGUAUUCCUACUCUGAUAUAAACGAUUACAUUCAUCAGUACAUGGACCAAAAAUGUCAUCACUCAACAGACUCCAAAGGAGCAAAGGUGUAUUCGAUUAAUCUAACUUUUAUUUUGAGUACGUAUCGAGUUUUGUUAUCAAUUGAUGGGGACUACCAACUUGAUCUGCGUGGAACAAAUUUUUUGGAGACGGAUUUGAAAAGAAACUUGUGA
Porites evermanni is the source of this 3813-nucleotide messenger RNA. NCBI's taxonomy places the organism in Eukaryota, Metazoa, Cnidaria, Anthozoa, Scleractinia, Poritidae. The record is from the annotation of a GenBank genome assembly.